GCUUGACGGACACGGAGAGAUAACCGAAGCGCUCAGCCGGCUCGCGCUCUGCGCAACGCACCGGGAGAUUGACGCGCUCCAGACCAAGACGUGCUUAUAAAUAUAUUCCAUCAUUUUUUUUUAUAUAUAUAUAAAAAAGGGUGAAAAUAGAAACAAACAACAACUAUGAUGUCGUUGGAUCUCAACCUGCACGUGUUAACGAAGGAGCUGUCGGUGUAUCUAGAAAACCAGGUUCGGGUCGGUGGGUUCCUCGGCUCCGGGGUCGGGCUGGCGCUCGCGCUCGGCUUUGGUGCCGCCUACGCCUGCUACUACUGGACGUCUGUAGCCAAGAAACCAAAGCUUGUAUCUGGAGGAAAGAAGUUUUAUGACUUUCUGAAUGAGAAUUGCCCCGUGGUGACUGAGACGUAUUACCCCACUUUCUGGUGCUGGGAGAGUCGGGUGCAAACUCUCCUCCGGCCGUUUGUCACCGCCAAGCCUGGGGUCUCCUACAGGAACGCUCCAGUUUUAGGUAUAGAGAAGGAACACAAAAAAAGCAUGAUGCUGCCACCACCAUGCUUCACUGUGGGGAUGGUGGACAUUGGUGAACUCAUCAGAGCGCCAGAUGGAGGUCAGAUAUCUCUGGACUGGUUUGAUAAUGAAGACAGCCCCUCUCACCCAGACUCGUCCACUCGCCCCACAGUCCUGCUCCUGCCCGGUCUGACUGGAACCAGCCGCGAGUCCUACAUUCUGCACAUGGUGCAGCAGAGCCGAGAGCUGGGAUACAGAUGCGUUGUGUUCAACAACCGAGGCGUCUCUGGUGAGAAGCUGCUGACUCCUCGGACGUACUGUGCAGCGAACACAGAGGAUCUGGAGAUGGUGAUUAAUCAUGUCAAUAACACUCAUCCAAUCGCCCCCAUCAUGGCUGCUGGAGUCUCUAUGGGAGGGGUGAAAUCCUUUUCUACAGACUCAGCAUCUGAACACACAGGACUGAAGAGCUGGCCCAGCAUUCUACCUCCAAAGCACACACACACAUACACACAUACACACACACACACAGUCCGGAUGAUGCUGGCGAACUAUCUGGGUCGUAAAGGUAGCGCUACGUGUCUGAAGGGUGUGGUGGUCUUCUCAGCUGGAUGGGACGUAUUCGAGUGCACUGUUUCCCUGGAGAAACCUCUCGAUCGCUUCCUCUUCAACUCUUACCUCACCAGCUGCCUGCAAGCCUCCGUACACCGACACAGGCCUGUUCUCGAAAGGAAUUAUGACAUAGAUCAUGUGAUGAAGGCUAAAACCAUCCGAGAGUUUGACGAACGUUUCACGUCUAAAAUGUUCGGCUACCCAACUAACGACGAUUAUUACCGAGACGCCAGCCCCAUCCACAAGCUGAAGUCAGUGCAGGUUCCCAUGUUGUGUCUCAACGCAGCUGAUGAUGUUUUCUCGCCUAAUCACGCCAUCCCCAUCGAGGUAGUGAAGCAGAACCCAAAUCUGGCUCUCCUCAUCACAUGCCAUGGCGGCCAUAUUGGAUUUUUGGAGGGCUUCUGGCCACGUCACAGCACCUACAUGGACCGAGUUUUUCGGCAGUUCAUCAAGGCUGUGGUUGAAAACGGCAGUGCUCUAACCGACCUAGCAAGCUAACACAGUGAUGAACCGCUCACCUACACCACCCCCUACACCCAGGAGCAAAAAAAAACAACAACAACAACAACAGCUACAUUUUCUGAUCGAGACGUUCGGUUGUUUAUCUGACCAUAACAUCGCUUGUGGAUUCAGAUCGUUCAGCCUGUUCAUCCCUUUCUUUCAGUCUUUACUUAUCUCUCAGUUUAGAUCUGUAGAUACGUGUAUGUGUGUGUGUGUGAGAGAGAGAGAGAGAGAGAGAGAGAGAGAGAGGGAGAGAGGGAGAGAGAGAGAGAGGGAGAGAGAGAGA
Messenger RNA from Tachysurus vachellii, 1903 nucleotides. RefSeq names its product abhydrolase domain containing 3, phospholipase (gene abhd3). The transcript has 11 exons. Gene Ontology annotation, biological process: medium-chain fatty acid biosynthetic process; medium-chain fatty acid catabolic process; phosphatidylcholine metabolic process. Gene Ontology annotation, molecular function: monoacylglycerol lipase activity; acetylesterase activity; A2-type glycerophospholipase activity. Bases 166 to 1614 code for a protein of 482 amino acids. Lineage: Eukaryota; Metazoa; Chordata; Actinopteri; Siluriformes; Bagridae. The record is from RefSeq and is a predicted model, not a curated record.